AUGCGGCGCCCGCGGCGGCCUGGGGGUCCCGGGGGAUCCGGGGGUCUCCGGGUGCUCGUCUGCCUCCUGCUGCUGAGCAGCCGCCCGGGAGGCUGCAGCGCCAUUAGUGCCCACGGCUGUCUGUUUGACCGCAGACUCUGCUCUCACCUUGAAGUCUGUAUUCAGGAUGGCUUGUUUGGACAAUGCCAGGUGGGAGUGGGGCAAGCCCGGCCCCUUUUGCAAGUCACCUCCCCAGUUCUUCAGCGCUUACAAAGUGUGCUCCGACAGCUCAUGUCCCAAGGAUUGUCCUGGCACGAUGACCUCACCCAGUAUGUGAUCUCCCAGGAGAUGGAGCGCAUCCCCAGGCUUCGCCCCCCAGAGCCCCGUCCAAGGGACAGAUCUGGCUUGGUGCCCAGGAGACCUGGUUCUGCUGGGGAGCUGCUUUUACAGGGCAUCCCUACUGGCUCCACCCCUGCUGCCCAGCACCGGCUUCCUCAACCUCCAGUGGGUGGGAGUGGUGGUGGGGUGGGCUCUCCACUGUCCUCUCUGCAGGCUGAACUGCUGCCCCCCCUCUUGGAGCAUCUGCUGCUACCCCCGCAGGCCCCCCACCCUGCCCUGAGCUAUGAACCUGCCCUGCUGCAGCCCUACCUGUUUCAUCAGUUUGGCUCCCGUGAUGGCUCUCGGGGCUCAGAGAGCUCACCUGGGAUGGUCAGUGUCGGCCCCAUACCCAAGGCCGAACCUUCUGCCCUCUUCAGCAGAACUGCCUCCAAGGGCAUGUUUGGGGCUCACUCUGACCACUCCUACGGGGACCCUCCAGGGCCUUCACCUGGUCAGCUUUUCCAGGAAUCAGGGCUUUUCUACCUGGCCCAGGAGCUGCCAGUGCCCAGCAGGGCCAGGGCACCGAGGCUGCCAGAGCAAGGGGGCAGCAGCCGGCCAAAGGAUUCUUCAGAGGGCUACGAGGAAGAAGGGCUAGAAGGUCACAGGGAGAAGCUUCCUUCUCCAGCAGAGCAGCCAGCAGAUGUGACUCUGCAGAGACUGGCAUCUGUGCUGGCGGGCUAUGGGGUGGAGCUGCGUCAGCUGACCCCUGAGCAGCUCUCCAGCCUCUCAACCCUGCUGCAGCUGCUGCCCAAGGGCUCAGGACGAAAUCUGGGAGGGGCUGUAAACGUCGGAGCUGACAACAAGAAAACCAUUAGUGACCAUGCUGCACUCAUUCAAUCCUUUAUUCAUCCAUUCAUCCACCUGACUCACUUUUCUGGUGUGGUGGGACCGGCCCUCACCUUCCGCAUCCGACAUAAUGAACAGAACCUGUCUUUGGCUGAUGUUACCCAGCAAGCUGGGCUGGUGAAAUCAGAACUGGAAGCACAGACAGGGCUCCAGAUCUUGCAGACAGGAGUGGGACAGAGGGAGGAGGCGGCCGCAGUCCUUCCCCGGCCGGCCCACGGCACCUCUCCCAUGCGCUCCGUGCUACUCACUCUGGUGGCCCUGGCGGGUGUGGCCGGGCUGCUGGUGGCUCUGGCAGUGGCUUUGUGUGUGCGGCAGCAUGCACGGCAGCGGGACAAGGAGCGCCUGGCAGCCCUGGGGCCCGAGGGAGCCCACGGUGACACUACCUUUGAGUACCAGGACCUGUGCCGCCAGCACAUGGCCACAAAGUCCCUGUUCAACCGGGCGGAGGGCCCGCCGGAACCUUCUCGCGUGAGCAGCGUGUCCUCCCAGUUUAGUGAUGCGGCCCAGGCCAGCCCCAGCUCCCACAGCAGCACGCCAUCCUGGUGCGAGGAACCCGCCCAGGCCAACAUGGACAUCUCCACAGGGCACAUGAUUCUGGCGUACAUGGAGGACCAUCUGCGGAACCGGGACCGCUUGGCCAAGGAGUGGCAGGCCCUGUGUGCCUACCAGGCAGAGCCCAACACCUGUGCCACCGCCCAGGGGGAGGGAAACAUCAAAAAGAACCGCCACCCUGACUUUCUGCCUUAUGAUCACGCUCGCAUCAAGCUGAAGGUGGAGAGCAGCCCUUCUCGGAGUGAUUACAUCAACGCCAGCCCCAUUAUUGAGCACGACCCUCGAAUGCCAGCCUACAUAGCCACACAGGGCCCGCUGUCCCAUACCAUCGCAGACUUCUGGCAGAUGGUGUGGGAGAGUGGCUGCACUGUUAUCGUCAUGCUGACCCCACUGGUGGAGGAUGGUGUCAAGCAGUGUGACCGCUACUGGCCAGAUGAGGGGUCCUCCCUCUACCACGUAUAUGAGGUGAACCUGGUGUCGGAGCACAUCUGGUGCGAGGACUUCCUGGUGCGCAGUUUCUACCUGAAGAACGUGCAGACCCAGGAGACGCGCACGCUCACGCAGUUCCACUUCCUCAGCUGGCCGGCAGAGGGCACUCCGGCGUCCACCCGGCCGCUGCUGGACUUCCGCAGGAAAGUGAACAAGUGCUACCGGGGCCGCUCCUGCCCCAUCAUUGUGCACUGCAGCGACGGUGCAGGGAGGACUGGCACUUACAUCCUCAUUGACAUGGUACUGAACCGCAUGGCAAAAGGAGUAAAGGAGAUUGACAUCGCUGCCACCCUGGAGCAUGUCCGUGACCAACGGCCCGGCCUCGUCCGCUCUAAGGACCAGUUUGAAUUUGCUCUGACUGCUGUGGCGGAGGAGGUGAACGCCAUCCUCAAGGCGCUGCCCCAGUGA
Messenger RNA from Puma concolor (puma), 2652 nucleotides. The record is from RefSeq and is a predicted model, not a curated record. NCBI's taxonomy places the organism in Eukaryota, Metazoa, Chordata, Mammalia, Carnivora, Felidae.